Molecule: messenger RNA, 9060 nt
Organism: Cinara cedri
Lineage: Eukaryota; Metazoa; Arthropoda; Insecta; Hemiptera; Aphididae
Source: the annotation of a GenBank genome assembly
AGGUGAUUUUUUUUAGUGCGAUAAUAACAUUGUUACAACUACGAUGGAAUAGUCGAUAUUGUGUUUUUGUUAUAUAAUUAUUUAUUAUUGAACAAUUUAUCGACUUUCUUUCAGUCAAUUAAUCAUGAUUGUUAAAUAAAGUGCGUCGUAAAUUCUAUUUAGUUAUGUUCUGCGAUUAGAACUUGUAUUUUCUUAUUGCUUUUGUCGUGAUAGCUAAACAUUGUUAACAUCGAUUUAAGUAAAAAUGUCAAUAUUCAACGGCUCAUCAACUUUGAAGGACAAAGUUGAUGAUACGCAUCCAUUAAAAUGUACAGUUCUCAAUACACGAAACACAAAUGGCUAUACGGUGAAUAAAAAAUAAUUAAAUAUAAGUACUAAGAAUACCUACAUCGUUGUUUAUCCAUUAAAAUACUAAUUUAGUACUUACGUAAUAUUUCAUUAAAGGAAUAUGUGAUAGAAAUAACUCGUAUUGGAUCACAGGACUGUACUUGGAAAAUAUUUAAACGGUAUAGUGAUUUUGUUAAGCUACAAAAUAUGUUGAACAAGUUAUCAUCAAAAAUUAAUUUGGAUAUACCACCAAAAAAAUAUAUUGGCAACAUGGAUCGAAAGUUGGUCAUGCAACGACAGAAUGCUUUACAAGUUAGUCAAAUUUAUAAAAUAUCUAAUAAUUUAAAAAGCAAAUAUAACUGUGAAGGAGGAGAUUUUGAAAAUUCAUAUAAGGCAUACAUUAUUAUUAUUGCAUUAAAUUCAUAGCCCUACUUCUAUGAAUAAUAGUUGUACUAAAUUUGCUUUAAUAAUUCAUUCAUUUAUUAAUCAUUAUUUCAUAUAAAUUAUCAAAAUAGAUUAUAUUAAAUAUUAGGUACCUACUUAUUAGUGACCAUGGGAUACUAUCAUUAGAUUAUAGUAGAUCAUUAUUGUUUUAAAUAAAUAUGAACUGUAAUUAUAAUUACUCACUAUUUGAAUAAUUAAGCUUAGAUAUAUUAGUUAUUCCAAUUACAAAUUUAAAUAUCUUUUUAAUUUUUGAUACUACAAUCAACAAUUUGUUGAUUACAACCGUUGAUUUUAGUAUAACACGUGUAAUACAUUUUUUCAUUUACUUACAAUAAAUUCAUAUUAGUAUAGUUAGCUGUAGUUUUUGAUUUGUUGAAUUUUUUUUUUCUUUAUUGAAGAAUAUAAUAAUUUUUGAAAUAUUAAUGUAUUAACAAUUUUUUAAAAAUAUACUUUUUUCUAAUUAAAAUUGUAAUUAAAUAAGUGCAAAAGACUAUAAUGAAGUUAAAAACCAAUUAAGCUUUAAGAGAAAAUCUAAUAACCGUAGAAAUGAUUAAACCAGGUGAACCUACAUUAACCAAAUACCCAAUGGAUUCAUUGAAAAAAUUUGGAUAAAUGAAACAAUCCCAGAAGAAUGGAAUACUGGUACCCUCUGCCUAAUCUACAAAAACAAAAAUGAAACCUUAGCGAACGUGAUACAUAGUAGAUUAGAAUGCUACAUAGAAAGUUUGCUAGAUUACUAAUGUAGAUUCCGUAAAUCGAAGUUAAUAAUUGACUAAAUUUUCAUCCUUAGAUAAAUCCUAGAGAAACAUUAUGAAUUUAAUAAAGAAAUUCACAUAGUUUUUAUAGAUUUUAAACAGACAUAAAAUAGUGUUAUUAGAGAAGAACUAUGGAAUACAAUGGCUGGGGCAUGUGUGGAGAGCUGAAGGAAGUGAAAUGAAAGAAAUACUAUAGGAAGAGACCUCUUGGAUGACCAAGAUAAAAAUGUAUAUAUACAGUACUAAAAUACUUAUGAACCUUGGAUGAUAUUGUACAGGUGGAAGAUGUAGUAGAUAGAGAGUGUGUGAAUGGCAGUAUUCGCCCUCAAGGGCCGUAAACUGAUGAAGAUGAAAAAGAAUUAAAAUUUAAAUACCGAAAAAAAAAAAACCUUGAGAGAUACUUUACACCUGAGUAGUUUACUGUUGUAGGUUGGAUGUUGGGAAUGAAGAAUGCUAGAAUAUACAGGGCAAUUUAAUUUUAGUUUUGUGUUAACAUAUUUUAGAACAGUAGAGUGGUCAUUAAUUCAUUGUAUACAUAAUUUAUUAACAGAUCACUAUUAAAAAAAAAAAUAAUAUAUACAAAAUAAUACAUAAAUGUAUACUGUUUCAAUGUAUACAACCAAAAUAUUUUUAAUUUGUGUAAACAAUGAAAAACAUAAAAUAAUCAUUAUUAUUUUAUGUUUUUAGAGCUCGUUAAACACAAUGAUUGAGAAUCUAAUGCUAGCAAAUUCUUGGCUUAUCAGAAGUUUCUUGGAUCCAGAAACCUAUAAUGAUUAUUGUAAAGGUAAUAAAACAUAUUUAUAUAAUAAUAAACUAUUAUGAUAAAAAUUCUGCACUUCACCUUGUUAUACACAUUGAUAUUUUAUAUACAGAAGUAUGAAUGAUGAAGAUGACCUUAGUACUGGUAUUAUUGCAACUAGUUUAUAUUGAGGAUUAUAAUUUAAAAAAAAAAUUUUUCUUGUAUUCCAAUGAGUUGUCCUUCAUUUUAGAAAUACCUAUUUAUAUAACACAUUUUGUUGUAAGACUUUAUUAGUUAUCUACAUUUUAUAUUUAUCUGCAUUUGUAUGCGUGUUUGAAUGUUACUAACCUAUUUUUAUUUGUCAUUUUCAAAUUAAAUACUUGCCACUAUUUUGAAUUAAACAAUAAAAUGUUGAUAAAUUGCAAAUAGUCUUAUGGUUUGAAUAUUGUUAUUGAUAAUUUGUUUAAAUAUGUAGUUAUCAUUAAUUAUUUAGUUUUUUAAAAAAAAAAAAAAUAAUAAUAAUAAUAAUUUUAUAUUAACUCUAUUUUAGUUAAGAUUAAAUUUAUUUUAAUGCAAAUAACAACAUGAUUAAUAUGUUUUAAAUAUACAUUUUAGUAUGAAGUUUUGAACUACAAACUAAUUUGAUAACAUACUUUUAUAUUUAAAGUCAAACUCAACUACUUCCUUCCUUUGGACAUUUAUCUUUAGUCCAGUUAUAGUUAUAGUUGUAGCCUAACUGUUACAUGUAAACAGAAGUGAAACAAACUAAAAAUAAUCUAGAAGUAACCUAUCUAUACACUAAUAUUUCCCAGUUUUUUCAAUAUAUCACAAAAUUGAGUAAAUGGGUAAUAAUAUUUAAUUUUCAUAUUAAGCAACCAUCCAUCCCUAAAUCUUAAAUAAAAUCGAGAAGCAACCGUUUCUCAAAGACUGCAUUCAUUUUGUCACUGCAUAGAAAUACAUUGUUAAGGUUGAGUAAUGCUUACUUUUUCUAUAAGCAUUAAAUAUUUAAAAUGUAAAAAAUAUAUUACAGAACAUGUUUAAAAAUGUUAAAUUUUAUACAUUUUUAUAGAAAAAUUAAUGAUUUCAUAAGUAUAUAUUUUUUUAGAAUCUUUAUUCCAGAAAGUUGGUAUGGUACUUCGUGGUAAUCGAGAAUUUGAAUUAUCUAAAGAACUACCUAAUAUUGGUUGGCGUUUAAGAAGAAAAUCAUUUUUAUCUAAAUGGAAAAAAGAUCCAAAACAAGAACUUUUAUUAUCAUGGACUGAAAAUGGUCCUGACCUCUCACUUAAAUCACAUGAUUUGGUUACAGUACUGAAAUCAAUAUCUAGCAUUAUAGUAAGAAAAUAUUGGUUGUUGAUAAACCCUCCUUAAAAAUGUUUUUUUCUUUUUAUAAAGCAUCCACUCAUAGAUGUUCCUGUGAUUUUACCAAGUCCCGAAGGUCAUACAUUAUCAGUUCAUAACAUUCAAGUUGGCAGUUUGAGAGAUCUAUUAUAUCAAACAACACCUUUACAACCUUUUUUAAAAAAAUAUUGGGAUACUUCUUCUCAUGUUUAUUUACCUGACCAAACUAUGGUAUACUAUAUUAAACAGAUUUUAUAUGGACUAAAAUUUUUACAUGAUAAUCAUAUCCCUUAUGGUGAGUUUUUUAAUAAAUACAUUCAUUGAACUAAUUUUUUGAUCUAAAUAUAUUUUGUUUAGGUCAUUUACACUCUGGAAAUGUUUUAGUUUGUGAUAUUGAAAGUAUUAAAUUAACCGGAAUUGAAAAUAGUACUUUAGGAUUACCUUCUUAUUACCGUUCUUUUCUAGUACAGCUUGGUAAAAAACGCAUACAAAGUUUAAAUGAUGCUGAUAUUUAUGGAUUUGGUCAUAUUUUAUAUGAGUUGACUGAGAAUGAACCUUUAACAAGGCCUUCUUGUGAACAUUUUUCUCAGAAAACUUCAUUAAAUUUAAGUAAGAUUAUAUAAAUGUGAAAAAUUUGUAUUGCAUUACAUAUGUAUCUGAAUUUAUAGUAUUAACACAUUGACGGACACUUGUAAUAUAAUUUUUAUUGUUAUAUUAGUAGUGUUAUACCUACAUACAAAAUCUAUGUAAAAUGUCAGUGUUGUUUGCCAUAAUGUGGCAAUCCAAUGUCUUCUAUGAUUUAAUACUAUUGAAAAGAUUACUAUUUCAGCAAUAUUAAUGUAAUAUGACAUUUUACAUAUUACUGCUAUAGCAGUAAUAUCUGUCAAAGUGUUAAUAAUACAUAACAUUUUAAAUAUUAACAUUUUUAAUGUUAAAUUGUAAUAUAAAAUAUUUAAUUUUUAGCCAAACAAAUGAAAAAUAUUCUUGCCCCUUCUUCAUCAAAGUUACCUAUGCCAAAUGUAAACAUGAUCAUAACAAAUUUAAAACGUGUUCGUUUGAUUGACGACCAAAAAGACCCAUCUUUUUUUAAAUGCAAAAUACCAGCUAUAGUUAAAGAGCAUUAUAUUCUAAUUGCUGAGAAAUGCAUGUCAAGAAUUUUUGAAGACCAAAAAAAAGUAUGUACUUGUGCAUUAUUAAAAAAAUAUACUUAUAUAAUUGUAAAUUAUAAUUUUAUUUGUAUUUAUAGAUGACAUUAGAAAAACGGCACAAAAAAAUAUACAAAAUCAUUCAUGAUUCUGAGAAACUUUCUGAAGCAACUCAACCAAAACAUUUUGUUAGUACAGAUCAAAAGUUAAAAAUGUAUAUUAUAGUAUUUACUUACAUUUAUUUUUUACAGGAGUUCCAUUCAAUACAAAAUAAUAGUUUACUUGAAAACAAUAAUAGAUCACAUAGCUCCAGUAGUAAUAGUACACUAACAUCUACUGGUUCUGAUACAUUAAGUAAUAAUAGUGAGUAUGAUGUUAAUAUAAUACAUAAUAACAAUUACCUAUUUUUUUUUUUUCUGUAUCUUAAGUCUCUACAAAUAAAAGUAAAUUAAAAUUAUAGAUAUCAACAAUUAUAAUUUAUGUAUACAUGUGCAAAGGGAAGUUUAAUUAUUCCAAAGCUAGAACACAAGAGUGAAAUAUUUUCUGAAAAAAUUAAAUUGUACAAAUUCAUAAAAAUAAAGACCAAUUUGCAAGUGAUAAAAUAGUUCUAAUUAUUAAGUGUAUUGAAAAGUUGCGUGUGGCUAGAAAAUAAAGCAGUGGUGAACUCAAUUAAGUUUGGAGUGAAUUGGUAGAUAAUGAGGAGCAAUUGUGUGUGUAUUAAAAUUGUUCAUAAUUAAUAGGUUAUAGGUUUUGAUAGUGGUUUUAAUUAUUUGGUACACAAUUUUCCAAAUGAUGAAUUUGCUUUAGUGAUAUUUAAUUGCUUAGGAACUUUAAAGUUCUUUUUAGUUUGGAAGGGAAGCAAAAUAUAUGUUUUUUUUAUAGUGUUGGGAUAUUAAUGAAAUUUAAUUAAUUUGUAAUACAUUAUCUAAAAUAGAUUUACAAAAUAACAAUCUAAGUAACUUAAAAAUAUUUUGUAUAAUUAUUGCUGUAAUUUUGAAUUCUAUAUUAAUGAUUAUAAAAUAAGUAAUUGGUCUAAAUUUUAGUUUUUCUUUUUUUAUUGAAAAUGCUGAUGAGUUAUAUAUUACACUAAUACCAAUAAAUCAUUUUAUUUAUAUUAAUUAGUUUUAGAAUUUAAAUUAAUCACUUAAAAAUACUUUAACUUUCUUUUUAAUGCUCAUAGAAAAUAUAAAAUAAAAAGUGGUCCAAAAGAGCUAUCUAAUAUGGCAUUUUUUGGAUUUUUAUAAUUGUUUAAUGUGUAGAUGAAUACAAAAAUUUGUAUUUAAUGCCUCAAUUUAUCUCUAUCAGGAUGAUUAAUUAAGCAUGCUCAUCCCAUUUUUUCAGUUAAAUUUUGCAUAUGCAGUAGAAUCUUAGUAGUCCGGCAGUACCCUGGUCUCAUAUCUGUCAGUUUACUAAGAUUCUUCUGUAUUAAAGUUUAGAUUUUUGCAAUUUUUAAGUGUUAUUAAAGCUGAUAUUUUUGAAUACUUAGAUUUUUCUCAUUAUUUAAGGAGUACCCUGUGGCGAUACCAACUUUGGUUUUUCAAAUUUGAACCUAUAUUAAAAAUUCUAAAAAUAGACCGAGUAUUACUUUAAAUAAAUUUUGAUGUUAACAUUUUUGAUUUCAGUCAACCCAUUAACAAGAUAUUCCACUUUUAAUUUUAGAUAGGGGGAGAGUAGUGGAGUAUAAUUUAUGUGGUGCACAGUGUUUUAUUAAUACUCUACUACUCAGCCUACUUCAACUUAGAAGUGAAAUAUCUUGUCAACAGGUUGAUAAAAAUCAAAAAUUUUCACAACAUCUUUUAUUUGAAGUAAUAAAGUUUAAUACUCCAUCUAUUUAUGGAAUUUUUAAUAUAAGUUCUCAUUUGAAAAACCCAAGUUGGUAUAACCAUAGGAUACCUCUUAAAUGUUAUGAAAAGUCUAAGUAACCAAAAGUAUCGGAUUUAAUUACACUUAAAAAUUCCAAAAAAUAAGAAUUUGAUAUAUUAUGCAAAAUUUAACCAAAAUAUGUGUUGUCAACACACUAGUGAAUAUUUUUUAAAAAAGUGUUAAGUGAAAAAUAAUAAAAUUAGGAACUAGUUAAAACAUAUUUCUUAAUUUAAAUUAUUUAAUCACUUUUUGCAUUACAGCAUAUUAUAUUGUAUUAGAAUUUACGUUGGUAACUAAACAUAAUAAAAACUAUUCAAAUAAAAUAAUUAGAAUGGAACAGAUAGCAAUUAAUCAAUUAAAUAAUGAAAUAUAUUAUUUUUUGUGCCUUAGCUGCUGUUAAUUCAUCUUCUUUACCAAGCAAUCCACCUCCACCUCCACCGCCGCCACCUAUUCCCCCUACUAUUUCACCACAAGUAAAUCAACCAGACAAUCGAAGAAUGGCUCUUUUAUCUUCUAUUAGUUCUUUUGAUCCAACAAAAUUAAAAAAAACGACAAAAUAAUAAAUAAAAUCAUAUGAAUAUAAAUUGUUAUUAGCAAAAUGUUAUUUCAUUGUUGUUUAUGUUUUAUAAUGUUCCUAAGGUGCUAUACAUUAUUUUUAAAUAAAAAUCAUUCAAUUUUAAAUUAUUUUUGAUACAAUAUUAAUUUUGUGUGUAUCGACAUUUAUUAUUAACCUUAAACUGUUGGAUUGAGCAUUUUUAAUUAAUAAAUAAUAUAUUACGAAAGUUAUCUAUUUAUAUAUGUUUACAUUUCAUUUAGUUAAUCAAAGAAAUAUUUUUGUACUUUUUUUAUUUAAGUCUUUAUUCUUAUUAUUUUUAUAUCAUAUUAUAGAAUAAAUCUACUAGUAUAUUUAAUUUAUGAUCAUAUUUACCAAACAAUAUGUUAAAUGGAAUUUUUACAAAUAUUAUUAAAUUAAAAUGUUUAUUACAUUGUUUAUGGUGAUUUGACCAACUUUAACUUAAAAACAAUAAUUUAUUGUUUUCUUGUUUGACAAAUAAUAUAAAAACUGUCAAUACCUUCUUAGAAUAGUCCAUAUUUCACCCUCUUCAUUAUUGUAUGCUAAACUAAUAUUAACUUUUUGAUUUAAUGAGAUUUUAAAAUCACCAAAACAAUUAUUUUACUCAAAAUAAUGAUAUAAAUACAUUUAAUAUCAAACUUAAUAUAAUAUUAGUUACACUAAUUUAAAGUUAAGACUGGAGAAAUUGUAGGAGCAUAAUACUUUUAUAAUUUUAUAAUUUUUUUCUUUACUCCGUUCAACUUCAAGGAAUUGUGAUUUAUAACUUCAAACUAUAAGGCUUAUAUUCAAUUAAUGUACAUUAAAAUAUGUAUAUAAAUAAUUUUUUUUUUAAAUUAAAUUUAAAUGAUAUUUGUUGUUAUGAGGGUUGGUGUAGGGCACUAAGACAAAUCAUUACUUAUUAAAAAUCAUAUUAUAUUUUAUCCCAUUAUAAAAUAAAUAAUAAUUGCCAUCUUGGGAUAAGUUAACACAAUAUAUUGUACACUAUUAAUUAAAUAUAAUAUAUUUGUUAUAUUUGUUAAGUAGUUUGAAUUAAAUUAUUGGUGCCAUAUAAAGUAGAAAUAUGAUUAUGUUGUUUUGAAUCAUUUAAGUUCACAAAAUUCUAUUUAUUUUUUUAUUUUGUAUUUCAUGUUUAAAAUACAUACAUUAUUUGAUUCAUUUAAACAUUAGAUUUGACUAAAAAUCUGUACAUUUUGGUUUUAAAUCAUUAAGUGCAUAUUAUUGAAUGUAUAUUUUAUUGCAAUGAAACAGUGUUAAAUUCUAACAUAAAUGUUUAAGAUCUAUGUGAAUUUAUAUUAACUACCUAACUAUUGAUUCUUAGAAUAUAUAAUCUAAUUCAUAUUGAUUUGUUAUAACUACACAUUUGAACUAUUUAUACACACAUAACACUAUUUUAAUUCAAUGAAUAAAUCUGAGUAUUUAUUUUCUACUACGUACAGGGUUAUCAACCCUCAAUAAUACACUCGUUAUCUCUGAAAGUAUUAACUUUUUUAGACAAGCAGUUCUAAAAUGUUACUGUUAUUAAAAUUUAGGUUGAAAUGUAUAAUAGGUAUUGACAUUAUUAAUUGGCUCAAUUAUUAUUUUUUUAUUCAUUAAAAAAUAUAUUCUUAAAUAGUUUGUAAUAAAAAAAAAAAAAAUAAUAAUAAUAAUAAUAAUAAUUUAAAUUUAAAUAACAACUGUAACUGUAUUUUACUAUUGAUUUUAGAAUAAUUAUUUUAUUUACACUUUAUACCUACCAAUAAAUAUCAUUUAAAAACUUAUGCUAAACCAUAUUAUCAAUUAGUUACCAAAUUUUAUUAUUACUUAUCCAAUAAAUAAGAUGUACUUGUUAAUGUUUUGUAUAAUUAUUAUUGAUAAGUUUUAAUUGUAAUAUUGCAU